AUGGAAAAAAAAAAAAAAAAAGAAAUGACAAAGACGGAAAUGAUGGACGAACCCCCUAACAUCACUGUACCCACUAACCGCAACCUCCUUCGCGUUCUUGUGAGAGCAACGGAAAACUGCAGCGUACACGACACACCAUCUGCCUCGAUCCGAACCGACCACGACAGCGCUCGAGGGGACGUCGACGUUAAUCAGGAGGCCGAACUCGAACCUGAGGAAGAUAAUGCCGCCUCUGUUGAUUCAGCAGGGAGUGCAUUAGAACCCGGAGAGAUUCCAAACCAACCCAAUAACGUCGACACAGCACCAGCAACCACGCUGGAACCGCCUGCGCCUAUAAUAAAUUCUCAUGCUCAAAGCUCGUCAAACAACGAGGAAACGCGAAUUUUUAAUAACCAGUCUCCCCAAACAGUCCUGAAUCAGAGCACGAGCUUUGACCUCAAUCGAUCCUUGGCAGUAGCACCGGCGAGCAACUACCGACACAAAGUACCGCGCUAUCCCAACCUGCACUUCCGAUGGACAAAAUGUCACAAAUGUACCAAAAUCCAUGGGUUAUGCCACAUAUGUAACCAAAUCCACGCCGGUCCCGAUAUGCUCGGAAUAUGGUUCCCAGGCCUGGAAUCCAAUACAGGUCUACACAUCUUUAUUCCCAACAACCAAAAGGCAAAGAAGGAAAUUCAUUCUAUGCUUAUAGAAGACAAGUUUGUCGCCGACGACGCCCAGAGAGUACUAAUGGACACCAGCCCGUACCGGGCAAAGGCGAUUUACCCCGAGUUCGGAACCACAGUACACGGAGUGGAAAUCUGGAAGAAAACGGGCGGGCUGAAGUGCUACCUCAUCACGUCAAAAUUCUCGGAUCCUAUGGUGUCGGUCACUGAACUCCCAAACACGGCAUUCAUGGUUGGUACUGACGGUAAAGAUGCAAUUAUGUUGUACCCCAGAUACACCUUGAGGUUAGAAGGCAUUUCCAAUUACGACUACUUCGGACACGAAAUUAUAGCGGAAAACGAGCACUACGCCCGACACGGUUUUAUCAUCUGGGACCACGACACCUUCCACCCAGUCACAUCCCAUUCGACUUGCGGAUACCACAUCGACUGUAUGUUCACGAUCAGGUCCUCCCACGACAAUCAAGUACUGCGCACUAGACUCCGACCCCCCGACAGAAUAGACAAAGCAAUUAAACCCGUCAGAUGGCCACGCCCGCUUUCUCUAUGGAGGCUCCGAUGUCACGAUAUAUGUGGCAACCACCCUUUCCCUUACGACCUGAAUGCCAACAAACCACUUUAUCAGUGCAACACACAAAUGAUUGACUUGUGGAAACCAGGAAAAGAGCGGGGUCGGUGA
Molecule: messenger RNA, 1344 nt
Organism: Coprinopsis cinerea okayama7#130
Lineage: Eukaryota; Fungi; Basidiomycota; Agaricomycetes; Agaricales; Psathyrellaceae
Exons: 4
Coding region: 1-1344 (447 amino acids)
Source: RefSeq, a predicted model, not a curated record